Messenger RNA from Amphiprion ocellaris (clown anemonefish), 5291 nucleotides. Its product is annotated as WAS/WASL-interacting protein family member 2-like. Lineage: Eukaryota; Metazoa; Chordata; Actinopteri; Pomacentridae. The transcript has 8 exons. Gene Ontology annotation, molecular function: actin binding. The record is from RefSeq and is a predicted model, not a curated record. Bases 227 to 1723 code for a protein of 498 amino acids.
CAGCAGUGCAUGUCCUCGGCUCAGGUCACGUGCUCCUGUGUUGACUGAGGAGAAAUCAAAUCAGAGCUCUGCAGCCCGGAGGCUAACGGCUAACCGAGCUAACGGAGCUAACGGUCCGCAGCCGGAGGUUUAACCCAGAAAACCGCCGAAAUCCGAGUAUGAGCUAAACGACGGAGAGGCGGUGACGCUCGCAGGGUGAUCAGGUGUGUGUUAUAUCUGCAGCAGGAUGCCCAUCCCUCCCCCUCCUCCUCCACCAGGGGGACCCCCACCUCCCCCCACCUUCAGCCAGGCCAACACCAGCCCCCCGAAGCUCAGCAGGGACGAGGCCAAAGGUCGCGGCGCUCUGCUGUCUGACAUCUGUAAAGGCACCAAGCUGAGGAAGGUGGCGGUGGUGAACGACCGCAGCGCUCCGCUGCUCGACAGUAAGACUCAAACACCAAAGAGCCAAACACCCCCCACAGAGCACCCAUACAUUCGCUUAUACCAAUACCUACACCAGCAGCAGAGCCAGCCCAAACAGCAGGGGGCGCCGCCCGAGGAGCCGCACAGGACCGAGGACAGCCAGAAGCCCAAAGGAGGCGGAGCCGCAACAGCAGGAGCCAAUGGGAGCGGAGCAUCCAGCCCAUCAAGUUCUACUCCACCAAUCGGAGGCCUGUUCACAGGUGGAGUUCCCAAACUGAGGCCAGUCGGAGACGGCUCCUCUGGACGUUCUCCCUCCACUCGUGGCGCUGCACCUCGCCCUCCCAGCCAUCGUCAUGACGAUGCAGAGAGCCCCUCCCCUCAGGCGUCGUCGCCAAUGGAGACGAGUCGCUCCCAGCGCCCCUCCCUCCCCAACCUGUCCCCCUCCUCCCCCUCCUCUGCAGGCUCCUCCCCCUCCACCGGCAUGAAGCACUCCUCCUCCGCCCCCCCUCCGCCUCCACCCCUCUGUCGCCGUGGCAAUGCCCCCUCCCCUCCCUCCUCCUCCUCCUCCUACAACAGAGAGAAGCCCCUCCCCCCAACUCCCAACAACACCCCGCCCCUCCCCUCCAAACCUCCUCCGUCUCCUGGCAACAGCAGGCGCCCGCCCACCUCAGGAGGAAACCCUGCCUCCACCCCUUCCUCCUCCUCUCUGGCCCCACCCCCUCCGCCUUAUCGCAUCACUAACGGUCCAACCGUCGGCGGCGAGGCAGUGCCCGAACUGCCACAGCGCCACAACUCGCUCAGCAACAAGAGGACCGCCCCCUCACCUGGAGGCCACACCCCCACCAGAGGCCCUGCCCCUCCACCCCCACCUGCGUCACCCACCCCCUCCCAGCAGGGCGCCAACAGGCCACCGCCCCCUGUCAGAGAGCCGCCAGGUCGAGGAGCAGCUCCUCCUGUUCCGGUCCAGUCGUCGUCGAGGGCGGGUGGCAGAGAAGCUCCGCCUCCUCCCCCCUACAGGACACAUGGUAGCCCCUCCCUCUCCUCUGACCCCCCCACCAGAGGAAAGCCCCCUCCCCCUCCCACCCGCACCCCCGCCGCUCCUCCCCCGCCUCCCCCUCCCCUCCGCAACGGACACUCCUCUUCCUCCUCCUCCAUCCCUCGCUCCUUUGUUGAUGAUUUUGAGUCCAAGUAUUCGUUUCAUCCUCGGGACGACUUUCCUCCUCCAGACGAGUACAGACAUUUCACCAAGAUCUACCCCAGCAAGGCCAACAGAGUUUCCGUGAUGAGAGGAGCUCCUCCACUGCCACCUGUCGGCAGGUGAACAAGGAAGAGCGGCACACACCUGGAACACACACACACACACACACACACACACACACACACACACAUACUCUCUCUCACACACACACACACACACACACACACACUCACUAUCCCGUCAUCCUCGCCUUCUCCAUUGUCGCCUCAUCUGUACUCACAGCUGAUUGGCUGAAGAGAGGGGCAGACCAACCAAUCAGAGAGAGACGGGCGAAUUGAAGGACCAGGGAGCAGGAAGUGGCUUCAGAGACGAAACAGGAAGUGAAGAUCCUGGUCUGUCGCCUGCUGGUUACACUGUUUAGUUUGCACCUGCACUUUUUGUUUUUACACGUGAAGCCGCUGCAGAGGAACGACACGUAUGUUCAGCCUGAACACGUGAAGAGUUUGUUCUCUUCAGAGAAAACCAGUUUGAACCGACAGUCGCUGAAUCUGAACAUUUAAAGCAGCAGUUCAAUGUUUUGAGACACUUGGAGCUUAAAUCAAUCAAUAGAUGUAGAUCAGCUGUUCUGAUUAUCGAUUAAAGUUGUUUCACAUCCAGACCUGACAGAAGAAAUGAUGACAUCAUCAAUUAAUACAACAAAAAGUUAAAUUUGCUUCACAGGAUGUGGAGCUGCUCCUGUAAUGAUCAGAACUCGGAGGUCCUGAUAAGCCGCAGCGACCCAGAACUGGACCUGGACCUGGACCUGGGCCUGGGCCUGUGCCUGGACCUGGGCCUGUGCCUGGAUGUUACGGGUCCAUAAACUGAAAUUCUUGUGGUGUCGUGUUUAAGUCUGGGAUGAAAACACUGUAAAUACUCACCUGCUUCUUCAUCAACAUUACUAAACACACCUGUCCUGGUGAUGUCAUCACCUGUCCUGGUGAUGUCAUCAGUGUGACCUCCAGCAGACAGACGUCAGGUUCUGAGCAGGUCAGGUCUUAAUGUGCCAACACAGACUGAAGUGAGCCCCAGAAACUCACCUGAGAUCACCUGAGGUCAGCUGACUCCUCCUCCUUCAGCGGAUCGUACCAUGCUGGUGAACUGUAGGGGUGGGUGAUGGAACAAACCAUCCAACUGAAAGUCUUCCUGCAGCGACGACAAACUGAACUUAGUGUCGACUUUAUUUCUGCGUUUUGUCUGUGUGUGUCUGUGGAUGUGUGUGUGUCUGUCUGUGUGUGUGUCUGUGGAUGUGUGUGUGUGUGUGUUCUCUACAUGCAGUGUUAAGUAAUUUCCCAUGAUUCUUGACUGUUUAGGCAGAAAAGCAGCAGCAGAAGUUUCAGAAGUAAAUCAGAAUCUUUUCUGAUCAACGCUUUGAUUACAUCAGAAAAUCAUCAGAUUCAUCAAUAAUUUAAAGUCUUUUUCAUUCUCAGACUUUCAGAAGAACAAGUUUAAUUUAUUGAGAAUAAAAUCUUGAUGUUGAGAGUUAAAAGUCACCUUUCUUAAAACUACUGUUAAUUUAUGGUCAAAAUUAAAAAAAAAAAAAAAAAAAAAACAGCAACAUUCAAAUACAAAUGAAGAGAAAAAAGUGAGAAAACUAAAGUUCAUUUGAUUUUGUCAGGAUUAAUUUAAAACGUUAUGAUGGUUAAAUUCUACAGUAAAACCUCAUGAAGUCACAUUAAAGCCACAAAAGAAUCGUUUUAACAUGUUUGUUGUAAUAGCCAUAGAAUUUUAAUUGACAAUAUCACAGAAUUCAAAUAUUAACAAGUAAAAGUGUUUUUCAUGAGUAAAACAAUAAUUAAUAUUACAAGAAAAAUCUUUUUAUUUCUAAAGCAUACAAAAGUAAAUUGUUGAUUUUAGGUACAAAAUGAUAAUUUGAGUACAUUUUUCAUGUUUAUGUCAUAAUUUUACAAAUAACAAAAUCACAACUAAAUAUCACAAUAAUUCUACUAACAAACAAGUCACAAUAUUAAGAGUAAAAAGAUAAAAAUGUGAUAAAAGUGUUGACAAAAGUUGUAAAACAAAUUCAGAAUGUUCAGUUUUUCUCCUAAAAGUAAACCAAUAUUCCAAUAAUGUGAUUUUUUUUUUUUUGGGUUAAAUGUAAGACUUUUAUUGUGACAUUUGCUUUUUUGGCAAAUACUUGUAACUUUGGUUUUACAAUAAUAUUACUCAUCAGACAUUUAAACGUCCUAAAUGAAGAUAUUUCUGUGUAAUAUUUAAUUUUUUUAUUCACAUUUCCCUCAACAUUGACUUUAUCUGAAGUUAUUUUAGAUUUUAUUCUUUUAAUGUUGUGACUUUUUUGUUUAAAUAUUUUUGGAACAUUUAAUUUAGUUGAUUUUAAACUUUACUCAUUAUUUUCAUCAUAAUUUUGCUUUUUUGGGUUUAAAUAUAGACUUUAAUAAUAUUUCAUACUUUCUGUGUAAAAAUUGAGACAUUAUUGAUCUCACAGUGACUUUUCCCUCAACAUUAACUUUCUGACAUAAUUUGAGCUUAUUUCUGUUUGACUUUUUCCUUGAAAUUAAUAUGACCAAACAUCUAAGUGUUUUAAAUUAAGACUUUUUAGUCAUUAAUAAUCUUUAUUCUCAGUGAGUUUCGUCAAAUUAAAACUUAGAUAACAUUUACUUGUUUGUAAAAAAUAUCAUCACUUUAUUCUCAUGAUGUGAAUUUUUUUUAUAACAUUUAGUUUUUUAAAUCAAAACAUGUCUCUUUCUGUUUAUUUCCAUUGGUAAUCAUUUCAGUUCUGCUCUCACUUUCUUGUUGCCUUCUUUUUUGAAAUGAGGACAGUUGUCUGUAAAUUUGACUCUUUUUUCAGAUUAUUUUGACUUUUCCCAUCUCAUCUGUUCGUCUUUUUGUCUCUCAGCUGAUAAAACGAACAUUUUCUCUCAGUGCUGCUUCUUCUUUUUCUCUGCAUGUACGACUGAACUCAUGAUUUUCAUUUAGACAUUUACAUCAUGUGAUCGAGCACUUUUCUCAAGUUUUACUGAUAAAAAUGAUUCCAGGUUUGAAGAAAAAAAAUGUCUGUUUGAGGAUUUCUGUCAUUUUCCUGCUCAGCUGAAACGGACUGUUUAAUGUGGUUUAUUCUCUGGUGUGGAUUUUCUUCUUCUGCUUCUUCUUCUUCUUUUGAACUGUUUUUCUUCUUUGGAUCUGCAGCUUCAGUUGCAGUUACAGAUGCAUCAUGUCUGAAGUGCAGCUUCCUCCUUGUUUAUUUCUGGAUUUCCCACCAGACUUUAAAAUCAGUUUUAUGUUGUGAAGCUCCUGAACAGACAACAGGAACGUUUUAGCUUUUUGCCAUCAGACUCCAUUUAAAAAUGUUCUAAUUUUGCAUUGUGUCGCUGAGGAGCAUUUGUACUUAAAAACCAGCCGUGGCUCUUGUUGCACCUGUGCAGGUGAUGCAUCUUUACCUGCAGCGUUAAACGCCCUUUCCCCCAACGCCUCGUCUGUUUGCCUUACAAACUGUUUGCUGUAAAUCUGUCAGUUAGAGUCUGUACAAAGCUACUAAAACACUGGGAAACGUGUUGCUGGCUGUCUAAGGUGACUUAUGUGCUGCAGCGACUGCAGUGAUGAAUGCGUCCUGCAGCUUCUCUGCAGCUGCGACUGAUGCUGAGGUUCAGUCCCAGUCUAACAGCAUGCUCUGAAAUAAACUCAUCAGUUACUGUCA